Pteropus alecto (black flying fox) is the source of this 1942-nucleotide messenger RNA. It is a transcript of the gene ZC3HC1, whose product is annotated as zinc finger C3HC-type containing 1. Gene Ontology annotation, molecular function: zinc ion binding. The transcript is spliced from 10 exons. NCBI's taxonomy places the organism in Eukaryota, Metazoa, Chordata, Mammalia, Chiroptera, Pteropodidae. The coding region runs from base 81 to 1589 and encodes 502 amino acids. The record is from RefSeq and is a predicted model, not a curated record. Gene Ontology annotation, cellular component: nucleus.
CGGAGGAGGAUCUUAACCGCCCAGAACGGAAGUUCCUGAGCCUUCAAACCCGCGGGGAAGCAACUCGGCAACGGACCAACAUGGCGGCGUCCAGUGAGGGACCUGCGUUUGCCGCGGGGGUUGAAAAGAAUUGGGGUGCCGUUUCUCGCUCCCCAGAAGCGACUCCACAGAAAAUCCGUCAGCUUAUAGAUGAGGGGAUUGCUCCGGAAGAGGGAGGCGCUGAAGCGAAGGACACAUCUUCCACAUUCCAGUCAGUUAAUGGAUCACCCCAAGCAGAACAACUUCCAUUGGAAUCUACAAGCAAAGAAGCCUUCUUCAGUAGAGUGGAAACAUUUUCUUCUUUGAAAUGGGCAGGUAAGCCGCCCGAGCUGUCUCCACUUGUCUGUGCAAAAUAUGGCUGGGUCACAGUUGAGUGUGAUAUGCUCAAGUGCUCCAGCUGUCAAGCUUUUCUCUGUGCCAGUUUACAUUCAGCUUUUGAUUUUGACAGGUAUAAGGAACGAUGUGCCGAGCUGAAGAAAGCCUUGUGUACUGCCCACGAGAAGUUCUGUUUCUGGCCAGACAGCCCCUCUCCAGAUCGAUUUGGGAUGUUACCCUUGGAUGAGCCUGCUGUUCUCAUUAGCGAAUUCCUAGAUCGUUUUCAAAGCCUUUGUCACUUGGACCUCCAGCUUCCUUCCCUGAAGCCAGAGGACUUGAAAAUUAUGAGCUUGACAGAAGACAAGAUCAGUCUUCUCCUGCACCUGCUUGAAGAUGAACUUGAUCACCAAACUGAUGAAAGAAAAACUGCCACCAAAUUAGGCGCAGAUAUUCAAGUCCACGUCACUGCCUGUAUUCUCUCUGUUUGUGGCUGGGCGUGUAGUUCUUCCUUGGAGCCCAUGCAGCUCUCCCUGAUAACAUGUUCACAGUGCAUGAGGAAGGUUGGGCUCUGGGGCUUCCAGCAGCUUGAGUCAUCCAUGGCCGACCUGGAUUCGUCCUUUGGCCUGACCAGCUCCCCCAUCCUAGGCCCUGACGGGCGGCCAGAGCGCUUCCUUUUGGUGCCCGAGUCUCCUCGGAGGAUGAUGACUCGGAGCCAGGAUGCCACGUUUUCCCCAGGCUCGGAGCAGGCUGAGAGGAGCCCAGCUCCCAUCUUCUCCCGAACCCGGAGCGGGGACUCUUCCAGUCCUGUUGACCGUCCUGAGCCAGAGGCUGCUAGUCCCACCACCAGAACCCGCCCGGUGACCCGAAGCAUGGGAACAGGAGACACGGCCGGCCUGGAGGUGCCAUCUAGUCCUCUCCGGAGAGCCAAACGAGCUCGCCUCUGCUCUUCCAGCAGCUCGGACACAUCCUCCCGAAGCUUCUUCGAUCCCACCUCUCAGCACAGAGACUGGUGCCCCUGGGUGAAUAUCACACUUGGCAAGGAAAUCAGGGAGAAUGGUGAAACUGAGGUAGCUGCCAGCGCGCCUGCAGAAGCGGGCUGGAAGUCAGUGCUGAGCAUCCUCUUGGCCCACAAACAGUCUAACCAGCCAGCGGAAACAGACUCCAUGAGCCUGUCUGAGAAAUCAAGGAAGGUAUUCCGAAUAUUCCGGCAGUGGGAAUCUUUAUGCUCAUCCUGAAGAUACUUCAGCCUUUUCUGGAGAGAAGUAAAAUGAGUGACUUUGAAAAAUAAAGUCCGAAUUCCCUUUUGAUCAGCUUAUCUCCGUUCUGGCUUAAUCAUAAGGAGCCCCUGCGCUUUCAAAGGCAGUGAUUGUCACCGUCUGCAUCUGACAGAGGAGAAACCUGUUUCCACACAGGAAUGGACAGGGUGAGACACAGCAAGCCUGGUUCUGUUAAAGGAGUGUGCGGUUAUGAGACUAGACGGAGGACCAAGGACUUGAGCGCUUUUAGUGUCUUUAAUGUGGAGAAGUGUUUUAAGGACUCAUAUCCCAGGAAUAUGACAUGUGUUAAUAAAAUUUUUGUUAAAAUUCUU